Molecule: messenger RNA, 2489 nt
Organism: Homarus americanus (American lobster)
Lineage: Eukaryota; Metazoa; Arthropoda; Malacostraca; Decapoda; Nephropidae
Product: DNA polymerase subunit gamma-1-like
Biological process (GO): mitochondrial DNA replication
Cellular component (GO): gamma DNA polymerase complex; mitochondrion
Molecular function (GO): DNA binding; 3'-5' exonuclease activity; DNA-directed DNA polymerase activity
Source: RefSeq, a predicted model, not a curated record
AGCAGAAUCAGAGUUCCGUCAUAUAGAAGAAUUAUUAAACAAAGAACUGGUAAAACAAGUUCAGACAGCUCUUGGUUACAUGGAAAAUAAACAAUAUGAGAAGGACCCUUGGUUAUGGAACCUUGAUUGGUCAGUACCUAAAGGAAGAGUAAAGAAAUUACCUGGUUAUCCAAAUUGGUACAGAAAGCUCUGUGCUCGUACUGGUGAAAGAGAGGGCACCCCUGAACCAGAAAACAUGAGCACAGGUCUUCAGGUUGUACCAAAGUUACUAAGACUCACUUGGGAUGGCCUUCCACUUCAUUAUGAAAGGCAUUAUGGGUGGGGUUACCUGAAACCACUAUACAAUAGCAUUAACGAGAUACCCCAGUCUAAAAUUCCUCCAGUUGAUAAUAAUACUAUUAAAGAUUCACCAUGUUUUCCUAUUAAGGCAUUGUAUGAAAUGUGUUCUGGUAAGAAAGAAUAUCCUGAGGACCAAACAGAACUCUCUGAAACAGAUAAUUAUAGCUUGUUAGUUAAUGAAGAAGACUGGGAGUUAUGUUCUUCUCAAAAUCAGACUAAGAAUGUUAAAACACCCAAACAAGAAAGUAAGCAGGAAGAGAGGUUAAGGGAUAUUGGUAUUCCUGGUGUGGCUUUUGUUCCACUACCACACAAAGAUGGUGCCUCAAAUCGUGUUGGAAACCCUUUAGCUAAAGAUUUCUUGAAUAAAAUUGAGGACAAGACAUUAAGCAGCCACUUUGGAGAUCUUGCAGAGCUUGUAUUGAAGACCACUAAAACCUUGUCUUAUUGGAAGAAUAACCGAGAUCGUAUAAAGUCCCAGAUGGUUGUCUGGCACGACCAUCACAUUCUGCCUCCGUCUGUUACUUCAGCAGAUGGCUAUCAAAAGACUGGCAAAUAUGGAGUGAUUGUGCCUAUGGUAGUCACUGCAGGGACUAUUACUAGACGUGCUGUUGAGCGCACGUGGAUGACUGCCUCCAAUGCCUAUAGUGAUCGUAUUGGCUCAGAACUCAAGGCUAUGGUUGAAGCACCUCCAGGUUAUAAAUUUGUUGGAGCUGAUGUAGACUCUCAGGAACUAUGGAUUGCUGCGGUUCUUGGUGAUGCUUACUUCUCUGGUGAACAUGGAGCCACAGCUUUGGGCUGGAUGACGUUACAGGGUAAAAAGAGUGAUGGGACAGACUUGCAUAGCCACACAGCAAGGAAUGCAGGGAUAUCACGAGACCAUGCCAAGGUUAUCAAUUAUGGACGAAUUUAUGGGGCUGGUCUCCGCUUCACUCAACGUCUCCUGAAGCAGUUUAACCCAAAGAUGUCCGAUGCAGAAAUUAAGGAACGUGCUGAAAAUUUAUUUGCUACUACCAAAGGACAAAAAGGAUGGUGCCUUAAUCAGCAAGGAGAAGAACAAGCCAUUGACAUGAAUUAUCCUUUUACUGGAGAACCAUUAUCUCGCAAACAGAUAAACAGAUUGUUGUGGGAAGCCAGAAAGAACAACAUCGAAGCCACUUUUGAUGAUGUUGUUGAAAGGCCGCCUGUAUGGAUCGGAGGUUCAGAAUCUCACAUGUUCAACUGUUUGGAGGCUAUAGCCAGGUGUGAGGAGCCCAGAACGCCAGUGCUCGGAGCUAGAAUAACACGACCUCUUGAACCGUAUUAUGUUGAUGACCAAUUCAUGACGAGCCGAGUGAACUGGGUUGUGCAGAGCUCAGCUGUGGACUAUCUUCACAUAAUGUUAGUGUGUAUGAGAUGGCUGUUUACAAAGUACAAAAUCUCAGGACGUUUCUGCAUUAGUAUCCAUGAUGAGGUUCGUUACAUGGUAUCUUCAGAAGAUUGUUACAGAGCUGCUCUAGCACUUCAGAUCACGAACCUUCUCACACGGUCACUCUUUGCACUCAGGUUGGGAUUUAAGGAUCUUCCACAAUCUGUAGCAUUCUUCAGCAGUGUUGACAUCGAUAAAGUAUUACGAAAAGAACCCCAUCUUGACUGCAUCACUCCAUCAAAUCCAGAAGGCGUGAUGAAAGGUUAUGGUAUUCCGCCAGGAGUCACACUUGAUAUACAACAGAUAUUGAAAUUUACUGGUGGAAAACUGAGUAAAAAAGAGGAUAAUUAAGUUUAGGAGGAAAUACAUUUAUAUGCACCAUCAAGUGUGUUUAGAAUAAAAGAAAGUUUAUAAACUAAAUUUUGGACAGUUUAAUACACGAACAAUUAUCAUGAAAGGACAGCUGUGGUGGUAACUACAGUAUAGCAUACGACAGGUAUAGGAUUAAAAUGUAUCAAAUGAAAAUAGCCCAGGACUCUAUUGAGGCUUUUAUUGUCUUCUCACACUGCUUGAUGUAUUACUGAAUAAAGGAAUGUGCCAUACUGUUCUGACUCAACUUUAGCUCAGGUCACAUGCAUCAUUGUAGUUUACUUGAAAUGUCUUAUAUGACAUUGCUUAGUUCAUGAACUGUGCAAUCAAGAAUGUCCUGUUUUCUUUAAUAAAAAUUCGUGUUUUCUAUAAAAAA